AGUUUUACCAGUAGCGCUGCGAAUAACGGUUAGCAGAGGAACUAUUCUGAGUUUGUUUCUUUCCAGAUGUUCUUAUAGAUUAUCGAUAAAAACGGAUUGAUAAUCCAACACAAUCAUAUUAUUGCGUUUCUCCUAAUAUGCGUGUUUAAUUUUUGCAAAGAUGUUUCAGAGAUUUAGUAGGGCAUUGCAUAAUGCUGUUGAAACGAUGUCUUCAUCUCCAAAACCCACAACUGUUCAAGAAUUUAUCAAAAGUAUGAGGCAGAUAAAUUCAUACUACGUAUCUACUCAAGUUCACAAAGUUUCCAUAGAACAAACUCAUAUUCCAUCAUGCUUGGAUCGCAUGCUUUCUCUUCUUUUAGAAGAGGAUGGGGGCGAUUCAUCAACAGGGCCUUGUUUGGAAUAUUUACUGCAAGAUAAAGUUCUGCUUACACUGUCUACUCUUGGGAAAACUGAUGUUCCCCCUGGUAUGAAACAAGCAGUGCUACAGUUUUGCACAAAACUUUUGCAAAAGCAUAAACAUCAAUUGCUGCCCCAAGUUAAUGUUUAUCAUCCUAUCAACAAGUUAAUAAUAUUAUGCGGAGAAACAUUAGCGGCACCUACUGAGACUGACGAAGUGGCCUUCCUAUCAACAGUUUGCUCAAAGUUUAUGUUAUUCCCGAAUCUGGCUCCUUUGUUUAUUCAAGGAUCUUACACUCUUUGCUCAAACGUCAAUGGAACUGAAAGUGAAUCGUCUAAUGAUAAUUUUGAAAAUCAGGUGUCCUUUCCACUUGUUGACUCACUACUGCUGUUACUUCAGAGCCCGGAUUCUCGUGUUGUUGUAAAAGCGUGCGAAGGAUUAUUCUUAAUUUCCAGCGUAGCACACAUAUCUUGCACAAAGGCUUUAAUAAAGCAUACAAAAUUCUGUGAAACUCUGACUCAUCUACUUGUUACACAGUAUAAUAAAAUACCAGAUAUACUUGAUCCUGCUGAUGUCGAGCAUAUUUAUGUAGCUUGGGGAUUGCGUGGAUCACAAGCCAACGAACAUCACUUCAAGGGUAAACAAGUGCUAGUAGAUUUUCUCUCUUGGUUAGAUUACGCUGACCGUCUGAUUGCCUCUGCUCAGCCAUCUGUUGCUCAAGCUUUAGCCUCAGCUAUUAGCUCAAUUUUUUUCAAGGGAACUUUUCUUCCAGCAUUUUUGCAAGCUUGUGAACAGAAAGCUAUAACAGCUACGUGUCUGCUGAUUAGAUGUAAUCAUGUUUGCGACGAGCUUACUAUAAUAACUCUUAAAGUUUUUGAGACUUUAAUCAUGAAGUGUUCUGACACUGUGCUUGAUAUUUUGAUACUUGACUGCCUCAAACAAAGACUUUAUGUGAUUCCGCCAGCUGUUAAAAUUAAUGGAGAAACUGAAAAAUACAGUAGCAUCGAUGAAGCUGAAGAGGAUAAAGAAAGCAGUGAAGAACUAGAGAAGGCAACUUCUCAUUUAGUUAUUGAAGAUGAAGACGACGAUGACGAUCGAUUUUCGCUGCAUAACACAGUUUGCAGCUAUCUAAAUCUAAUACCGGAAGAACUUCAAAGUUCUAUUGCUAAUUCUGAUUGUGCUUUUGAUGCGUAUAUCCAAGAUGCUCAAACACAGUGUUUAGCCAAACCAUGGCCGAAAACUCCUCAGGAUGUCGACAUUGUUAAUUCAAUAGAGAGAGGUUAUAAAGAAUCUGAUUUCCUACAAGUUUUGUUAGAUAAACUAAGUAGGACUUUGACACAGAGUUAUGCGGUUAAUUUACAAGUUACUUUGGUUGCAUCGAGAUUGGGUCUUAUUCCCCAUGUUCUGAUUGACGAACUGCUAAUUUCUUCUUUGACAAAUCUGACAAUCGGCGCCAGAUCUUAUUAUACAGUGCUAAAAAAGAUAAUAGAAGAUGUGAAAGUACGCUGCCCCCCUGACUUCUGUAAAACACUUGAAAAAACAAGAUCGGACUUAAUGGGGACUCAAAACACUCCCUUGAAAAACGGACCGAAUAAUCAACUUGCUCUAACUAUUAUUUUAUUAGAAGAGUUUUGCAAGGAAUUAUCUGCAAUUGCCUUCGUUAAACAAAAUGCAAGAGAUCUGGAAUGUUAUGCUUAA
Molecule: messenger RNA, 2095 nt
Organism: Dimorphilus gyrociliatus
Lineage: Eukaryota; Metazoa; Annelida; Polychaeta; Dinophilidae
Source: the annotation of a GenBank genome assembly